Brassica oleracea var. oleracea is the source of this 1217-nucleotide messenger RNA. Its product is annotated as zinc finger protein CONSTANS-LIKE 6-like. The record is from RefSeq and is a predicted model, not a curated record. Gene Ontology annotation, biological process: regulation of DNA-templated transcription. Gene Ontology annotation, cellular component: nucleus. Gene Ontology annotation, molecular function: protein binding. The transcript is spliced from 3 exons. The coding region runs from base 92 to 925 and encodes 277 amino acids. Lineage: Eukaryota; Viridiplantae; Streptophyta; Magnoliopsida; Brassicales; Brassicaceae.
CAGUUAGAGAGAGCUCUGUGACAAACUCAGUCCGGUCGGCGAUGAGAAACAGAGUACGAUAACAUCUAAUAGGAUCAAGAAGACGAAACACAUGGAAUCAACUUCCAUAUACAAGUCUCCUUCAAAUCUCGAAACGUCUCGUACUCGUAAGCUCAGAAAGAACACGAAAAAGCUCAAAUUUCUCAGCCUCAAGCUCGAACUCACGAAACAGAGCAAGACGAAAGGAGCUGAUACGACGCCGUCUAAGGAGAAGAAAAGAGCGGAGACUGUGGGAGAAGAGAAAGAAGAAGAGCUUGCAGCUUACCUCUUUAACUCCGCCAACGACAGUACAUUCUCUUCGAUCAACGAUCUCCUCCCUUCCUCCUCCUCGGCCGUCCGGUUAGACUGCGACGGAGAAAAGAACCUGUCUCCGUACGAUAGGCAGGAGCACGUGUCGUCUUCUUCUUCUUCUUCGCUUCUAAGGACGGCGAUGAAGAAAGGAGCGAGCGAGGAGGGAGAGACGACGGAGGAGCGGUGGGUGAGUUAUUCGGAGGUGAUGAGUCGGAGCGGAACUCCACGGUGUUGCGGCGGAGAUGGAAACGACGGACGGUCCUCGCUGGCUUUGAAGCUUGAUUAUGAGCAGAUCAUGGAGGCUUGGUUGGAUAAAGGGACUCUUUAUGUCGACGGAGAACCGCCGCAGACGGUGCCGGACUUGCAUGCUUCCGCUGACGUGUUUACAAGCGGCGGAGAGGCAUUAUGGGCGGUGCCGGAGAUGGAGACAAUGGAGAGGUUAUGGAGAGUGCAUAGAGAAGCUAGUUUGCUUCGGUAUAAAGAGAAACGGCAAAGCCUCCUUUUCUCUAAGCGGAUUCGAUACCAAGUUCGUAAGCUCAACGCUGAGAAACGUCCUCGUAUUAAAGGCCGGUUUGUGAAGAGAGAUGAUUUAUAGACCACUAAAAACUGGUGGUUUGGACUUGCGGGUUGUUGGACAAACUACUAGUCUUUUCGAAAUAACCAAGCAGCGGAUGUUUGGUAGUAUAAUAUUAGAGACGGUAGGGCCGAACCGGAGAAUACCGAGAUAUGAAAGGUGUUGGUCUGUAUAGGGGUAUUGACCAGCUCGGUUAUGCAGAAGUUUCGGUUUGUUUGCCCGUUUUAGUUCUAUUAUCAUAGAAAACUUUUAACUAAUCUUGUACCAAAUCAUCUGAACGAAUAAUAAUAAUGAAAGUGGAUAUUAACGUUUA